UAGAACACUUUUCCUUUCGCACUGAGUUUUCCUUUGAGAAAAAGAAAAUAAUGUAACUGAACACCCGUGGUCAGUGAGCGCUAAGUUCGAUCCAACAUGGCGAUGCGAAGACUUUUGGUGUUGGUGGCUUUCACCGCGCUGGUGUGCGCCGGUGAGGUGGAGGACAAUGAGCAGAAGAAGCGAGGGGCCGGGAAGACGACUACGCUGAACGCCAUCCCGACCGGCGCGCAGAAGCAGGAGUACACAUAUAUAUACCAGAGCCCCAGCGCUCAAACCAACCAACCUAGUCCGUCCUACCAAACCCAAGUGCCCAACUCCUUCUACCCUACGCAAGGAGGAAGUCAAUACUACAGCAGCAACCCCACUGAAAGCAGUCCUCAGUACGCUCCUCAACCUCAGAUAAAUCUCAUCCCUCCCCCGAGCUCAUCACAGUUUGUACCACUGAAUUUUGUGCCUAAUCCUGGUUACCAAGCUAAGUACCAAAUAGUACCCUCAAAGUCCCAGACGGGGAAUAUUCAGCUGGCAAUCCUGCCGCAGCCUCAAGGGUUACCAUCUCCUUCUGUGGUUCCUUAUCAGUUCUUCAGUCCAAAUCCCACGACCCAAGUCAAUCCACAGCAACAUUCUUUGCAAGGACAGUAUCAGAAUUUAGCUCAAAACUAUCAGUUACCAUUUAGUCCUUAUCUAACUCACCCCUCUAUGUUUUUACUAGCCCAACCUAAUUCUUUGUACAAUAACUUACUUUACCAGAACCCUGUUCCAAGUUUCUAUCAAAAUUACUAUCCAGCAAAUCAAGCGAAGUAUAACAGUCCUUCUUUGCCACCUCCUUCGCAAGAGUAUGAGAAGAUUCAGGGUCCUGUGUCUCAGAGUAUAUCCAAGGAGGACAAUGACUUGAAUGUACAUGGCACAGAGUAUAUAACGCCAUCUGACGCAUCUAGUUACAAGAACGCGUACAGCGCAAGCCGCACAUCAUAUUCCAAGCUUUAACGAAUGUAACGAGUACCUAUGUAAUGAGUAUGUAAUGUAAUGAUUAUGCAUAAUAAUUAAUGAAUGCUAAUUUGUGUAGGUA
Molecule: messenger RNA, 1066 nt
Organism: Pectinophora gossypiella (pink bollworm)
Lineage: Eukaryota; Metazoa; Arthropoda; Insecta; Lepidoptera; Gelechiidae
Exons: 2
Coding region: 97-984 (295 amino acids)
Source: RefSeq, a predicted model, not a curated record